CCUCGUUUCGAAACAGAUGACCGUGCGGUUGCCGGGUCGCUCGGCGUUGCUGCUCCUGCUUUUGUCCCUGCUCUCGGCGAGAGGAGGAGAAUCCUACCCGGCGAUCAAUUGCCGGAAGCACGCCGCAUCGUUGGUGGAUUUUGGAGGCGUCGGGGACGGGAGGACGUCGAACACGGAGGCGUUCAGGCGGGCAGUCGCGAACCUGAGCGAGUACGCGCUGGACGGUGGGGCGCAGCUGGUGGUGCCAGCGGGGAAGUGGUUGACGGGGAGUUUCAAUCUCACCAGCCACUUCACGCUCUACCUCGACGGAAACGCCACUAUUCUCGCAUCCCAGAAUGAAUCGGAAUGGCCUCAAGUGGCUAUCUUGCCGUCAUACGGGGCAGGAAGAAACGCUCAUGGCAGACGGUUCAGCAGUCUGAUCUUCGGUAUAAAUCUCACUGACGUAGUGAUCACAGGAAACAACGGUACCAUUCACGGACAGGGUGCUUACUGGUGGGACAAGUUCAGGAAAGAAGAGCUGAACUGGACUCUACCUUACCUUAUCGAAAUCAUGUACUCGAAUUGGGUCCAGAUAUCUAAUCUUACUUUGGUUGAUUCUCCGUCGUGGUUCGUUCAUCCAAUUUACAGCAGCAAUAUUUUGGUUCAAAGGCUAACCAUUCUCGCACCAGUUGAUUCUCCCAGUACUGAUGGAGUAGACCCUGAUUCAUGCACAAACGUCCGGAUUGAGGAUUGCUAUAUAGUGUCCGGAGAUGACUGCGUCGCAAUCAAGAGUGGCUGGAACCAGUACGGGAUUGCAUUCGGAAUGCCGACACAACAUGUCAUUAUAAGACGGAUUACGUGCACUUCUCCAAGAGGUGCCGCAAUAGCUCUCGGCAGCCAGAUGUCUGGUGGAAUCCAGGACAUAAGAGCCGAGAAUGUUGUGCCCAUCAACACCCAAUCGGGUAUCAGAAUCAAAACCGCUCCUGGAAGAGGAGGGUAUAUCAAGGACAUUUUCAUGAGGUCGAUGAUCAUGAAGACCAUGGAUUACAUGUUUUGGACGAGUGGCGGCUUUAAUUUCCACCCCGACCCUGGGUACGAUCCCAAGGCGCUACCUGUGAUUCAAGGAAUAAAUUACAGAGACAUGGUGGCUGAAAAUGUGACUUAUUCGGCUAGACUUGAAGGAAUAAAAGGAGAUCCUUUUACUGGGAUCUGCAUUUCGAAUGUCCAUAUCGGAUUGAGCCCAAAACCAGAAAAAAUACAGUGGAACUGCACGGACAUAGCAGGAGUUACAAGCAACGUGACUCCUGUGGCUUGUGAUCUGUUGCCCGUGAAGGAACCAGCAAUAGACUGUCCUUUUCCUAAGGAUACGCUGCCAAUUGAGGACGUGGAGUUGAAGACGUGUCCAGUUCCUUAAAACUAUGUUCACUAGUGUUUGUAGAGUGUUAAGAGCGAUGCUUCCAAGAAACUGUGUGCCAAUGCGCUGGAAUUGCUACAAUCUUUAAUUUCUUUUUUUUUUUCUGUCUUCCUUUGAUCCGCGCAAUUGUGCAGUAUCAUAAAUGAUAUUAUCUACCGGAAGAUUGUAGCAGGAUAAUUUCUCUCUUUACCUAGUAAUCACCAAUAAGAAACAGAACAAUGUUCUUUUGGGAGGA
Messenger RNA from Eucalyptus grandis, 1628 nucleotides. Its product is annotated as probable polygalacturonase. The transcript has 5 exons. Bases 17 to 1393 code for a protein of 458 amino acids. NCBI's taxonomy places the organism in Eukaryota, Viridiplantae, Streptophyta, Magnoliopsida, Myrtales, Myrtaceae. Gene Ontology annotation, molecular function: polygalacturonase activity. Gene Ontology annotation, biological process: carbohydrate metabolic process. The record is from RefSeq and is a predicted model, not a curated record.